This is a messenger RNA of Micropterus salmoides (largemouth bass), 3957 nucleotides long. RefSeq lists its product as uncharacterized. The transcript is spliced from 5 exons. Bases 50 to 835 code for a protein of 261 amino acids. Lineage: Eukaryota; Metazoa; Chordata; Actinopteri; Centrarchiformes; Centrarchidae. The record is from RefSeq and is a predicted model, not a curated record. Gene Ontology annotation, molecular function: transmembrane signaling receptor activity. Gene Ontology annotation, biological process: cell surface receptor signaling pathway.
CAAGUGUAACAUCAGCGGUCGUGGAGAGUCUCCAUCCAGCUGGCUGCUGAUGAAAGGUGAUUCUGACCCGGCCUCUCUCACAGUGGAUCCUGACUUGUCUCAGCUGUUUGAGUAUGACAGUCUGAAUGUGAUCUGUGGCGACAACAGCAGCGUUCAAUGGAAGGUCAUGAGGAACACAACCCAUGAAGGUGGCAGGUUUUCCAGCUGUGGAGGUCUAUGGGGGACUACAACAGACUUUGGCUGCACCAUCAAAGGAGCCAAAAACUAUGACAGCGCUAUUUACUGGUGCGAGUCUCCUGCAAGACAGCGGAGCAACUCUGUCUACAUCAAUCUAUAUGAUUCAUCUAUACAACCAGUGAUCCUGCAGAGUCCUGUCCUCCCUGUGAUGGAGGGACAUGAUGUCACUCUGCGCUGUAAAACGAAGACCCCUCCCUUCAACCUCACAGCUGGUUUCUAUAAAGAUGGCUCCCUCAUCAGGACUGAGCCUACAGGUCACAUGACCAUCCACCAUGUUUCCAAGUCUGAUGAAGGCCUCUACAAGUGUAACAUCAGCGGUCGUGGAGAGUCUCCAUCCAGCUGGCUGUUUGUAAGAGAUCGCGCUUCACCCACUGCAGAGCCAACCCAGAUGUCUGUGCUGAGCGUGAUCCGCCACCUGGUGGUCUUCUCACCAUACUGCGUAGCGACUGUUCUUAUGUUGUCUUUAUAUCGACAAAGGCCCACAGGAAGGAACCCACCUGUUUCUACGACGACGUCUCCGCUCAGAGAAGAUGGCGAGAAAUUGGACCAACCAUAUGAUGAUGUCAUGGCUGAUGUCACCACCGAGCAUCAUUUCUAAGCUAUACUUUCUUCUUAUGUUGUUUGUUCAUCUGUAUGUUUUUUAUUUUAUUUUUUUUUAUAAAAUGUUCUCUUUUGUGUCAGCAUCAUAAUAUUUUAUAUUUAUAUUUUAAAUUUAACCUAUAUAGGUAAGUUUAAAAUAUGGUAAUCAAGUUCAAUCAAUCAUUCAAGUUUUAUUUAAAAUGCAUAAUAACCAAAAGACAUGGUCCCAAUACAUGCUGCAAACCUAUGGACCUGGUUCCAUAGAUGGGAAACAUGGGAACAAAACACUGAGAGAAAAGAUGGUCAUUAUUUGCUUUUAUUUUGAUCUAGUGACUGAAUUUAGAAGCUGCAGAACUUAUUCCAAGACAUCUGAACCAAACAAACACAAACAAUGAAUCAAAUCAAUCAAUCAAAAUUUAUUUAUAGAGCACUUUAAAAUCCAAAGUGGACACAAAGUGCUGUACAGUAAAACAAUAAAUGAAUACAUAAAAGACACUUAAUACAAAGUUCACAUGAUGCAUAAAAUACAAAUAAAAACAAUAACAACCAUACAAUAAAACAAUAAAAUCAAUACAACCAAAACAAGAAAUGUCAACUUCAAUUUUCAAAGGCCAAAGAACAGAGGUGGGUUUUAAGAAGAAACUUGAAGAGACCGUGAAGAUGCCUGUCUAAUGUGCAGAGGUAGAUCGUUCCACAGUUUAGCAGCUUCUACAGCAAAAGCUCGGUCCCAUCUGAAUAUGCGCUUUGUUUUGGGCACACUUAUGAGCGGUUGAUCAGCAGACCUGAGAGAACAGGUGGGUCUAUAGGGGUGUAGCAGCUCAGAGAUGUAGGGUGGGGCAAGACCAUUAAGACUUCUAAAAGCAAAUAAAAGAAUCUUAAAAUGGAUCGGCUAAAAUGGGGGAAAUGUGCUUGUAUGUACGUGUUCCAGUUAAAAGACGCGCUGCAGCGUUUUGUACCAUCUGGAGACAAGCAAUGGAGGACACACUGACAGUUUCAGAGUGCUGCCUGGAAAGAAAUGGCUUUAUUUUGGCCAGUUGCCUCAAUCGAAAAAGAGCUUGUUUUUAUGACUGUCCUUCAUAAGUUUGUCCGUCAAACUUAAGGUCAGAAUUGAUUUUAACCCCUAGGUUAGUGAUUGUUGGCUUAAUAUACUGACUCAAGGAACCCAGAUCGACACGGGUGGUCCCAGUGGUGCCACCAAAAAACAUCACUUCUGUGUUACUUUCAUUAAGGCUUAAAAUGUUAAGAGCCAUCCAGGCCUUUACGUCAUCAAGACAUUUUAGUAACGGUCCAACAGUUUCAUUCUUUUUAAAGAGUUGGUAUUCUGCUCAUUUUCAGGUUCAAAUCCUAUUUAGAGGUUGUACCAGAACAGGUUUACAUGGUUUCAUUUUCAAAAAACACCAUAUUUUUUUAAUACUGCACUGAAUAUUGAUCAGUCUGAAUAUUGUGCUCAUCCAAGGCGGCCAUUAACUGCAAACUAUCUUUUGAAGGAAUUUUAACAGAAAGGUUAGUUUGGAGAUAGGCCUGAAAUUAGUGAGAUCUGCAGGAUCCAGACCAGGUUUUUUAAUUAAAGGUUGCACUACUGCAUGUUUAAAAAGUUCAGGGACCACCCUGAGGAAAGGCUACUAUUUAAAACUGCAAGAAUAGAUGGCCCUAUUGUAGGGAAUAACUCCUUAAAAAGUCGGGAGGAAUAGUAUCAAUUGGAGAACCUUAGGACUUAAAAUGCCCAACAAUCUUCUGUAAAACAAAGUCACUGGUUCAAACAAAAAUCAUCUGUCAUUUGGAGCAAAAACAUGACAUCUUUCUAGAACACAUUUACACCUCUAUCAUGAAUCAAGUUUACCUGAAUUGGUCUUUCUCUGAGUGAUCAGACUUCACUAAACCUGUCAGAGUUAAUCCUGAUAACUGCUCUCAUCUGCUUACAAUAUAAGAUUAGAAGAGUUUAAAGUGAGACUGUCGCUGCUGCUGAAGUCUGAGAUCCUGACUUCAACAGCAUCUGCAAGUCAAACUAGAACAUGAGGAGUUCCACAGGGAAGUGUUCUGGGUCCUCUGCUGUUUGUGAGCAAAAUGUCACGGGGGAGGCGCAAGAGAAAGUUUUGGACUCAGCACAAAUCAAUGAUGUAACACCAGUGUAUGCUGUGAUAAUAACCAACUUCACCUGUAAAAGCCCUGAGACACAAACUUUCCUCAGAUCAUGUGUGUAAUGACUAUUUUCAAGAAAUUAUUCCAAAUGUCAGUACACUUUACAUAUACAACAUAAUAUAACAUGUGGAGUACAAUUCUAACCAUUAUCUCUAGUGUAAUGGAAACUUGUCCUUUAGCGAGUCUUCUGAAAUAAAGACAUCUUUUAAGGGUUUUAUUCUUUGCAAAGGGUCAGACAAACUUACAGAGUGCAAACCAGUCUGCAGAGUGUAAGACAAAGAGCCAGUGAAGAAGCAGGUGACUUUAUACUGUGAGGGUAUUACGCAGCUAUCCAAGGGAGGAAGGCAGUAGGGACCAGCUGUCCUGAGAUGAAGGCCUAUCAAGGACAGUCUGAUAAGAAAACUCUCAAAACUCUUUCCCAUGGAAUACUUCACCUAGCUGUAACAUGAUAAAAUAAUCAAAUACCACACAGUGAAACACUGGUCUAUUCUGAUGAAGCAUGCAGGGUGAAACAGUAAACACAGUAAAAUAUCAAAUUUCCAUCACACUAGUUAGCAAUUUAUAUCUGCAGAAGCAUUUCCCACUUUAAACUACAGAGUAAAUACAGCAAUACACAAGAGAUAGAAAACACAAUCAUGCUGAUAACAUAAUACACACAAUUAAACCCUUUAACAGUACUCAGUACAGUUCAGAAACCUAUACAGAACAAAACUAAGACAGGUACAAUGUCUCUGCACGGCUACUAAGUACUGCUCUUUCAGCUACGACUUCCUAAUGUGGCUAGCUUACUCGUUGUCGUGUAAUUAACGUCCUAAUUUCACAAUGUUCGAACUAACUGUGCGUAAUGACUGAUGGGAGGAAGCGAGGUGCACCGUAACAUAGCUCAACAGUUUUACCUUCUGCUGGAGUCCUCUAGUAACUACAACAGUCUUGUUCACGCUUACUGCUGCUGGUGUUAGAAUGAUAUUUUGCACAUGAAAAAUAAAGUCUUUUUUCACUGCA